Nezara viridula (southern green stink bug) is the source of this 2514-nucleotide messenger RNA. The record is from the annotation of a GenBank genome assembly. NCBI's taxonomy places the organism in Eukaryota, Metazoa, Arthropoda, Insecta, Hemiptera, Pentatomidae.
AUGAAUCGGUGGUCAGUCUUAUUAACUUUUCUCUGUAGUAUUAGUGGCUAUGUUUCUUAUGCUCUUCUCAAUCCAUACCCAGAAAUUAGAUCUACGCCAUUCAAUGGAGACGCAGGAGAACCACUCUUCCUGACUCCCUACAUCGAAGGAGGUAAGAUACAAGAAGGACAGGCGGCCGCAGAGGUAAAACUGCCGGGCACCAACGUCAUCAGCUACAGUGGCUACCUCACCGUCAAUAAGACCUUCAAUUCAAAUCUCUUCUUCUGGUUCUUCCCAUCUGAAAAAGACCCCAAGAACGCACCAGUAGUCCUUUGGUUACAGGGAGGACCCGGAGGCUCUUCUCUCUUCGGACUCUUCUGUGAAAAUGGUCCAUUCUUCGUCGAUAAAAACAUAACCUUGAAAGAACGGCAAUACUCCUGGUCUCGAUUGUUCAACGUAAUCUAUAUCGAUAACCCGGUCGGGACUGGAUUCAGCUUCACUGAUAAUGAUGCUGGGUAUGCGACUGACCAAGUCAAGGUAGGGAAUGAUCUUUAUUCUGCUUUGUUACAGUUCUUUCAGUUGUUUCCGCAUUUACAAAAGAACGAAUUCUACAUAAGUGGUGAGUCCUACGCUGGAAAGUUUGUCCCCGCAAUCGGUUAUACGAUCCACAACAACAACAAAAUAAACAAACAAAAUAUUAACCUGAAAGGUUUAGCAAUUGGUAAUGGGUUUACUGAUCCAGAGAAUAUGAUGGUCUAUUCAGAUUUUCUCUUUCAGCUUGGAUUAGUUGAUUCUAAUACCAGAGACAUGUUUAAACAAAAAGAAGCUAAAACAGUAGAACAUAUCAAACAACAACGGUAUAGUGAGGCUUUAGGCACAUAUUUAGAAAUUUUUGGUUCACUUAGCCCUGGUAUAAACGCAUAUAACUAUGUUCAAAUCGGUUCCUUUAUUCCAAGAGAAUUUUUAGUAUAUCUGCAGACAGGCGUAGUGAGGAAAAGCAUACAUGUCGGAAGCCGCAUAUACCAUAACGAUUCUAAAGUUAAAAAGUUUCUUAGUCAUGACAUCAUGCGAUCAGUCAAGCCGUGGGUCGAAGUAUUAUUAGAUCAUUACAGAGUAAUGUUUUAUAACGGCCAGUUGGAUAUAUCCGUGGCAUAUCCACUGACAGCGAACUUUUUACCCAAACUGAAUUGGACCGGCUCUGAGGAGUACAGAACUGCACCUAGGAAGGAAUGGAAGGUAGAAGGCGAACUGGCUGGGUUCUACAAGAUAUCCAAAGGGUUGACUGAAGUUCUGGUGAGGAAUGCAGGGCACAUGGUUCCUAUGGAUCAACCGAACUUUGGUGGUUAUGUUUCUUAUGUUCUUCUUAAUCCAUACCCGAAGAUUCCAUCCGUCCCAUUCAAUGGAAACGCAGGAAAACCGCUUUUCCUGACGCCUUACAUCGAAGGAGGUAGGAUCCAAGCAGGACAGGAGGCAGGGAAGGUAAAACUGCCUGGUACCAACGUCACCAGCUACAGUGGCUAUCUCACCGUCAACAAGAACUUCAACUCCAAUCUUUUCUUCUGGUACUUUCCUUCUGAGGCGGACCUGAAGAACGCGCCAGUAGUCCUUUGGCUCCAAGGAGGACCUGGAGGCUCUUCUCUCUUCGGACUCUUCUGUGAAAAUGGUCCAUUCUUCGUAGAUAAAAACCUAACCUUGAAAGAACGCCAAUACUCCUGGUCUCGAUUGUUCAACUUGUUUCCGUAUUUACAAAAGAAUGAAUUCUACAUAAGUGGUGAGUCCUACGCUGGAAAGUUUGUCCCCGCAAUUGGUUAUACGAUCCACAACAACAACAAAAUAAACAAACAUAAUAUUAACCUGAAAGGUUUAGCAAUUGGUAACGGAUUUACUGAUCCGGAGAACAUGAUGGUCUAUUCAGAUUUUCUCUUUCAGCUUGGAUUAGUUGAUUCUAACACCAGAGACAUGUUUAAACAAAAAGAAGCUAAAACAGUAGAACAUAUCAAACUACAACGGUAUAGUGCGGCUUUAGGAACAUAUUUAGAUAUUUUUGGUUCACUUAGUCCUGAUAUAAACGCAUAUAACUAUGUUCAAAUCGGUUUCUUUAUUCCAAGGGAAUUUAUUGUAUAUCUGCAGACAGACGUAGUGAGGAAAAGCAUACAUGUCGGAAGCCGCAUAUACCAUAACGAAUCUAAAGUUAAAAAGUUUCUUCGUAAUGACAUCAUGCGAUCAGUUAAACCGUGGGUCGAAGUAUUAUUAGAUCAUUACAGAGUAAUGUUUUAUAACGGCCAAUUGGAUAUAUCCGUGGCAUAUCCACUGACAGCGAACUUCUUACCCAAACUCAAUUGGACCGGCUCUGAGGACUACAGAACUGCACCAAGGAAGGAUUGGAAGGCAGAUGGCGAACUGGCUGGGUUCUACAAGAAGGCCAAAACGUUAACAGAAGUUCUGGUUAGAGAUGCAGGACACAUCGUCCCGAUGGAUCAACCGAAAUGUGCUUUUGAUUUAAUAACUCGAUUCAUUUACAACAAAUUUAAAUGA